GUGCUACAGACAGACGGGGGCUACAAUUUUAUCGUCCUGUUUUUAUAUUUUUUUUCUUGUAGGUUGCACCAUGCGGUGUUUUUGUUGUUAUUUUUGUGUUCAGCUUCCGUUUAUUUUUUUUUGGCGGGAAGAUAUCUAUGGCGAUUCAAUAGAACAUGAAAUUAAAUAUGCAGGAAGAAGGUGGGGGAAGGAGAGCGGGAAAAAAAAAGAAUACGUUCGCGCUGUAGCCCCGUGCAGCCGCAGGACGCGUGGAAUACAUUUCACAAGAAAAAGAAAAAAUAAUAUGAGCCCUUAUACUAACUAACCCAAUGUUUCUUAUUCCGCUCAUUUCCCCGACAAAUCCUCACUCAUUCUGCUUCAUAUCGCCAAUCGCCACCGCCAUCGACACUGCUGACAAGUAGAGGAGGAAAUGCACCUGAACGAACCCGUCGUACUCGCUGAGAUGGACACCGACAGGAUGGAUCAUGAUCUCAUGCGUCCACACUCGUACCCGGGCUAUUACCCCCAUAACAAUCAUCACCAGCACCAUCAUCACCACCAUCACCACCAUCUUAUGGCCGAAGAUCCGCUGCAGGCCCAUACUGCGCGUCAGAAGCGAAAGAUGAAACUAAAGGACAUGGCCCUGCGAGAGUCUCGGGACCCGCAGGACCUGAUGGAAUCGCCUGAGCCCAUGGACAACAAGCGACGCCAUAUCGAAUCACACUCGAAAGAAUUCAAGGGCAAACAUCCUGUCAAGGAUUAUGCCCCCGGAGACAAGCGACUCAAGGUUAACAGGGAUAGUGGCGACCCCAUGAACGCACGCAGGGAAAAGAAGAACAGCAUGCGCAAGGUCCCCCGCGAACGCUCCGAGUCCCAUAUUUCGACAACUCGAGAUUCGACUCCAACUACUCCUGUCGAUGGAACCAUGUCCGAUCACGGCACGCCUCCUCCACGUCAACGUCGCCCAAUCGAGGGUAACAGCAACAACAGCAACAAUAUGCCUGGCGCCUCGCCUUCGAGUGGAAAUCGUCCACGUCCAUUUGUCUGUAAUAUUGAGGACUGCGGCAAGCGGUUUGUGGAUGCCCUUCAACUCGAACGACACAUCGACCGACAUAGACCCAAGGAACUGGAGUGUGAUCUGGAUAUGUGCGGCAAGCUGUUCUCCGAUAUCAUGCUGUUGCGUCGACACCAGUCCAUGGUACAUAAGAGGCGAUCCGAGAAAUGGGAAAGUCCACCUGGUACAACACGACAGCGUUCGGGUCGUUCAAGAAGACGGGAACCCCGGAUCGUGGCCUCGGGCGAUGUCAUUGACCCUGCUGUGUUGGAGCGUCAGCCAAGGGGUUCUCAAGAAGUCGACCACUCUGCUGAUGACUAUGGCGAAGAAGACUCUGGUCGAGAUGACGAUGAUGCUACACCUACCGCAACGCUUUCUAUCAAAAAAGAAAAGGAGCUGAAGCCAUCCCUGGUCAAGACACCCAAGGAACCCAAGGAAUUCAAGGGACCCAGGACUUUCAAGCAACCCAAGAUCAAGUCUCCCAAGGAACACCAGCCGCCCCAAGGCUAUAUUCCCAAGAAGCUGGCGCCCAAAGCCGGUGAUGACGGUACUGGAGCAGGUGACAUGGAUGUAGACGCAUCGGAAGUGACCAGGUUGUCGCCGCAAAGGGCCCAAGGCCCCUCUGAGGACGCCCAGUCCAAGGCCUCAGCAUCAGCCGGUUCUCGUCCCAGACCCUUCCACUGCACUUAUGAUGACUGCAAAAAGGUGUUCAUCGAUGCCAUCCAGCUGGAGCGCCAUCUCGAGCGACACGGGCCCAAGGAGCUUGAGUGCGGUAUUGACGGCUGUCGCAAGCGGUUCUCGGCCCAGAUGCUGCUUCGACGCCACCAAUCGAUGGUCCACAAGCGCCGAAGCCCAGCGGUGCCAAUCUCGUCUAAAACAGGAGCGAAUUAUCACAAGGCUGCGGCUGCGGCUGUUGCAUCCGGUCCCCUUGAUCCAUCUAGGCGAUCGACGCCUGCACCCCCUGCUCUUGCAUCGACUCUUCAUUCCCAUCCUACUCAAGAGGAAGAACGGGCUUCGACAUCUACUUCCGCAUCCCCAUAUGGCGAAUCAAGGCAGGCCCAAACAUCUUUUUUAUCAGAGACAGAGAACCGUUACGAACUGGACGAGGAUUAGCUCUUGGAGGCUACAUCAUGCCAUAGGUGGAUCGAUAUUUUUAUGUUAAUACUUUUUUUUUUUUUUUUGCAUUUUUUCCCCUUCCG
Messenger RNA from Gamsiella multidivaricata, 2232 nucleotides. RefSeq lists its product as uncharacterized. The transcript has a single exon. The coding region runs from base 410 to 2146 and encodes 578 amino acids. Gene Ontology annotation, biological process: regulation of transcription by RNA polymerase II. The record is from RefSeq and is a predicted model, not a curated record. Gene Ontology annotation, molecular function: DNA-binding transcription factor activity; RNA polymerase II cis-regulatory region sequence-specific DNA binding. NCBI's taxonomy places the organism in Eukaryota, Fungi, Mortierellomycota, Mortierellomycetes, Mortierellales, Mortierellaceae.